UGUUAUUAAUAGCAGGAUUUCUGAAUUCAUAUAUAUAAGUUAAAUACACAACCGAUUAAUUGUGAGCUAAAUACACAUUUAUUCAACAUAGAUUACAUGGAUUAUUCACAUUAUAUUCAUCAAUGUUCAUCAUUCAUUGAAUCAUAUUCAGAAGAACCAUUGAAAUUGUAUACCAUUGUACACGAUUUACAUUAAACAAUAUUCUUAAAUAUAAUUGGAUGUAAUAGAAUCAAAUCUAGUCUCAUUAUAAAACUAUGAUUCAGAGAAGUACAUCAAUUAUUAUAUUGAAUGUAAUUGUAUUCUUUAAUAUUUUCACAAAUAUUAUUAUUAUUUAUAUACAAGCUGAACAAAAUGCUACAAUAUGGUGUAAACAAUAUCUUCAAUCAUCACAUAGAUCUGUAGAUAAAGCAUUUGAUAUUACACAUUUAAUUUUACAUUUAAAUAAAGAUUUAAAUGCAACAUUUUCAAAUGCUCCUGAACCUGGUUGGUAUGACAACAUCUCAAUGUAUUAUAAUAACAAGACUGAACAAAAUUUCAAUUUAAUGUGCACGAAAUUAUAUGGAAUAGUUACUGACUCAAAAACUAAUUCACAAGGUGGAAAUAUGAUACUGAACGCUUAUAGUUUUUGGAAUAUUCGACCAAAAGUUUGGAUUGCUUCAUUAAUUUCAAUUUUUGUCAUAAGUGCAGUUGGACUAUUAGGAGUUGGUGUAGUACCAUUAGUUCAAAAAGUAUUUUUCAAUCAAGUUAUUCAAUAUUUGGUUGCAUUAGCUGUUGGAACUUUAACCGGUGAUGCAAUGCUACAUUUACUUCCACAUGCUAUAAGCAGUGGUCAAGGUCAUGAUCAUGGAGGUGAACUGACAUCAUCUAAAGAAGAAAAUGGUGAACGUAUAGCAAUUAUGAAAGGUUUUGUAGCUUUGGGUGGUGUAUAUUUCUUUUUCAUGGCAGAGAAAAUAUUAAGUUUAACUUCUGAAUAUCGAGCUGAAAAAAAGCUUGAAAAAGAAGAUCGUGAAAGAGCGUUACUUAAUUUGCCUGUAGCUCCAGUAACUCGUCGUCUAAGUUCUGUAAGACCAUCUAUAGCUCCAAGUGGACUUUUAGCAGUACCUGGACAAACUAGAAGACUAUCACAACUUGAUCCUACAUCGUGUAGAAGAGCAUCACGUGCUAUGUCUAUCGCAAACGAAGAUGUAUUUGUUACGGGAUUAAGUAGCAAAGCAAUGAAAUCAAUCGACAUUCUUUACAGCUAUGCAGAGGAAUACGAUGAACUUACAAGAAGAUCUUCACAGGAUAUUAGUGUAGACCAACCAUUGGUAAAACAUGAAUUACAAUUGGAUCUUCCUGACGGGAAAUCAAAGCAAAUUAAUGAAGGGGACAGCUCAAAGAAAGAUAUACAACAACAACAAUAUCAAGAAAGUCUUGCAAUAAAUUUACCAAAAAUUACAAUAGCAAAUGAAAAUGAGACCAAGCCAAAAGAAUCAGAAAAACAGUUACGUAUCGACUUACCAGCUCAUCACCAGGAAGACGUAAACACAUCUGAUCAUGGGCAUGGUCAUAGUCAUGGUCAUUCGCACGAAGUUCCAGAAUCUGUAGCCGCAGUUGCUUGGAUGGUAAUCAUGGGUGAUGGUCUACAUAAUUUUACAGAUGGGAUGGCUAUCGGUGCUGCAUUCGCUCAAAGCAUUUCAGGUGGUCUUAGCACAAGUGUUGCAGUAUUCUGCCAUGAACUACCGCACGAGCUAGGUGAUUUUGCUGUACUUUUAAAAACUGGUAUGCGGAUUAAAGAAGCAAUGUUUUUCAAUAUUAUCUCAUCAAUUCUUUGUUUAUUUGGAAUGCUAGUUGGUAUAGGUAUUGGUAAUGUAGAAUCGGCAAGUUACUGGAUAUUUGCAAUUACUGCUGGAACAUUUAUCUAUAUUGCACUUGUCGAUAUGUUACCUGAACUGAAUUCAGUUGAAUUGAGACCAGGUCAAACACGUAUUGGUCAAUUAAUUAUUCAAACAACUGGUUUAAUAACUGGUGUUGGAAUUAUGCUGGUUAUAGCAUUAUUUGAAGAUUCUAUUCGUGUAAUAGUUGAUUAAAAUUAUUUUUUAAAAAAAAUGAAAAAAAUUUGCAUUUAUAUUACAUAACUUGAUGAACUCUUAUUGAUAUAUUGUAACCAUAUGAACUAUUAUAAUUGAAUAUCUAUUAUCCAUUAGUAUAUUUGACUAUGUAUUGAUGAUAUAUCUCGAAAAAAUCAUUAUACUACUUACUGAUCUUAUUUAUUUCAUUUAUAUAUGUUAUUCAUUUUAUUUCAUUAUUUCAUUAAUUGAGUAUUACCAAUAUUAUCUUUCUACUGUGAAUUGGAUAUUUGGUUGCUUUUCUUAUUAUUAUUCACUUAUCUAUCUACUUACUCAUUAAAGCAUGUAAACAAAUAAACUAUCCAUCUAACUAACUAUCUAUCUAUCUAUAUAACUGGAAAACUGAAUUACAAACUAGUAUACAUUUCGAAUUCACUUAACAGUAUAACUACAUUUAUUUAUUUGAACUUAUAAAUAUUGGUACAAAUGGGCACCGAAUAUACAUGCGCCAAACAA
Molecule: messenger RNA, 2564 nt
Organism: Schistosoma mattheei
Lineage: Eukaryota; Metazoa; Platyhelminthes; Trematoda; Strigeidida; Schistosomatidae
Source: the annotation of a GenBank genome assembly